Messenger RNA from Zootermopsis nevadensis, 1378 nucleotides. It is a transcript of the gene Tcs5, whose product is annotated as TP53 regulating kinase. Gene Ontology annotation, biological process: protein phosphorylation. The record is from RefSeq and is a predicted model, not a curated record. Gene Ontology annotation, cellular component: EKC/KEOPS complex; nucleus; cytosol. Gene Ontology annotation, molecular function: ATP binding; protein serine/threonine kinase activity. Lineage: Eukaryota; Metazoa; Arthropoda; Insecta; Blattodea; Termopsidae.
CAAUUAAAGUGAGGUUUCAAUGUGUUAGUUUAAGUAGAUAUGGCUAUGUUGGUUUAUAUUCUGUGAGAGUGGUUUAGGUUAGAUUAUGUAAUUAUAUGCUGUUAUGUUAUGCUAUUUUAUGUAAUGUUUGGUUUGCUUGGGCUUGAUUCUAUUUCGUUCCUUAGUUUUAAUCAUUUGGUUUAGUUAGGUUAGGUUCACUUAGCUUAUGUUAGGAUAGGUUUGAUUUAGUUAUCCGAGUUACCUCAGUUACGACACAGCACUUCAGGUGACCUGGUUACAUCAAGAACUUAUUAACAAAUUUGAACCGGAAGAACCAUACAUGCCCACAGUGAUUCAGACAGAGCUUUGGUCAAAGUGCAGAUAUUACCAACAUUAGGACAACCAACGCCAGGAGCAGAUAACCUUCUAUUUUCGGCGCUAUACUGUCGUAGAGAUAAUGGCGGACGAUGGCCGGAAAUGUGCUCUAGGUUACGAUUUCAAAUUAAUUAAACAAGGAGCUGAAGCUAAAGUGUAUAAGGGAAAUUAUUUGGGACGACCAACUAUUGUAAAGGAAAGAUUUAAAAAAAGUUAUCGCCUUCUUGAUUUGGAUAAUCAUAUAACCAAAGAAAGAAUUAAGUCUGAAGCAAGAGCAGUGUUGAGGUGUAAAAUUGCUGGAAUCCACACUCCUGCCUUGUAUUUAGUUGAUUUUGAAAGGAGAUGUAUAUACAUGGAAGAUGUACAGAAUAGUACAACAAUAAAAGACUAUAUCACACAAAUAUCUGAGGAGGCAGAGAAUGAAGCUGGAACUGCAGGUAGCCUGCUAAUGAAAUUAUACCCAAUUGCUCAAGAAAUUGGCAAAGUAUUAGGAAAGUUACAUGCAAACAACAUUAUUCAUGGUGAUUUAACAUCAUCAAACAUGUUACUAGUGAAGGAUGAAAAAGAUACCCUAACCAUUGUUUUAAUUGACUUUGGUUUGAGUCAUGUGGAAUCAAGUAUGGAAGACAAAGCUGUGGAUCUCUAUGUGUUACAGCGGGCAUUGAUGAGUACUCAUGCUAAUGUAGACAGACUCUUCGCAACUAUUUUAGAUGCUUAUAUGAAAGAAAACAAAAAGGAAUCACAUGAGGUACUGAAAAAGUUCAAUGAAGUAUGGGCAAGAGGACGUAAGAGAACAAUGGUUGGGUGACGGAAGACAUUGUGUCUAACUCUAUACAUUACAUUAUUAUGACUACUUUGAACAUAACUUUUUUUGUAAAUCUUAUUCCAGUGCCUGUACCAUGUCCUUUUCAUCCAGUACUUCAUGUUAAAAAAACAGGGAGAAGUAUUUUACCAGAGUAUAGUCUAUCCAAUUGUAUGAGCAUCCAUACUGACUUAUAUUUUCAGUUCACUAUGCUAUAAUGUA